This is a messenger RNA of Diospyros lotus (date-plum), 1506 nucleotides long. RefSeq names its product tyrosine--tRNA ligase 1, cytoplasmic. Gene Ontology annotation, molecular function: ATP binding; tyrosine-tRNA ligase activity. Bases 126 to 1286 code for a protein of 386 amino acids. Lineage: Eukaryota; Viridiplantae; Streptophyta; Magnoliopsida; Ericales; Ebenaceae. The transcript is spliced from 10 exons. The record is from RefSeq and is a predicted model, not a curated record. Gene Ontology annotation, biological process: tRNA aminoacylation for protein translation.
UUCGCCACAUUUCUCUUCCCAAAAAGCCCCAAUCCUCCCUACAAUUCACCUGCCCUGCCCCAAAACCCUAAAUCGACCUUCCGUUGCCCAGAGCCAGCAAACACAGAGAGCUUCGUCAAGCCCUAAUGGAUCACCAGACGCCGCCGUCGGAGGCCACGGAAUCGCUAUCCAUAUCGUCGCCUAGUCCAGCCGCCGCCGCCUCCUCCUCCCCCUCCAACUCCACUUCCGAGAUGACUGUGGAAGAGAAGUUCAGGAUCGUGAGGAGUGUUGGGGAAGAGUGCAUUCAGGAGGACGAGUUGCUGAACCUUCUCUCCAAGAAACCCGAACCCGUUUGCUACGACGGGUUUGAACCCUCGGGUCGGAUGCACAUUGCUCAGGGAGUAAUGAAGAUAAUUAGUGUGAACAAACUGACUUCUGCUGGUUGCAGAGUAAAGAUUUGGAUUGCAGAUUGGUUUGCACAAUUGAACAACAAAAUGGGAGGUGAUUUGAAGAAAAUCCAAACUGUUGGACAGUACAUGAUUGAGAUAUGGAAAGCUGUGGGGUUGAACCUCCGAGGAGAUAAAGUAGAAUUUUUAUGGUCAUCACAAGAAAUUAAUGCCAGGGCGCAUGAGUAUUGGCCUCUUGUAAUGGAUAUUGCUAGAAGGAACAAGCUUCCCAGGAUAAUGAGGUGUGUCCAGAUUAUGGGUCGGAGCGAGCAGGAUGAGUUGACUGCAGCUCAGAUUCUCUACCCAUGCAUGCAAUGUGCUGAUAUAUUUUUUCUUAAGGCUGAUAUCUGUCAGUUGGGCAUGGAUCAGCGGAAAGUGAAUGUUCUUGCAAGAGAGUAUUGUGAUGACAUUAAGAGGAAAAACAAACCUAUCAUAUUGUCCCACCACAUGCUUCCUGGUUUGCAGCAAGGGCAAGAGAAGAUGUCAAAAAGUGAUCCAUCUUCAUCCAUCUUUAUGGAGGAUGAGGAGGCUGAAGUAAAUUUGAAGAUAAAGAAGGCGUACUGCCCUCCAUUGAUAGUUGAAGGGAACCCAUGUCUGGAGUACAUUAAAUACAUUAUCUUCCCGUGGUUUCAUGAAUUCAAAGUCGAACGUAAUGCUGACAAUGGUGGUGAAAAGACGUUUAAAAGUUACGAAGAAUUGGUUGCAGACUAUGAAAGUGGGAAGCUGCAUCCCGGUGACCUGAAACCUGCUUUAUCAAAAGCAUUAAAUAAGAUAUUACAGCCUGUCCGCGAUCAUUUCAAGAAUGAUCCCACUGCGAAGGACCUAUUGAAAAGGGUAAAGGGAUACAAAAUCACAAGGUGAUGGAACCAUGAACAUAUGGACGCAUUUUUCUCUUGGAGGCUGUUUCAUCAAAAGGGUCUGAACCAAGAUUUGCUUUUUCUCAGUUACAAGAACCCUCUCUCUCUCUUAUGGCCACACUACUUGCAGCAUAGAUAUUGUCCUUCUAUGUAUACUUAUUUUUCCAUAACUAACGGGGUUAUUUAUAUAAUCUUUCAAAUCAAGUCCUCUGAUUCUGAAUUCA